AUGGGGCGACGUGUUGGAAUGGCAGAGAUUGGAGCCAAGGCCGCUGAGAUAUCGGCGGAGGAGCCACGCCGGCCCUCAUCACCUAUUAAACUGGACCCAGAUAUUGCGGAGGAAUUCCGGGAGCACUACCUUCGCCAGACCAAAAAGGUCAGAUCAGCUGUUGACAAAUGGUUGCACAGUACGGCAGAGACACCGAUUCCACCGCCCCAGGAAGUCGAUGAUGAGACGCUUGCUUUUGCGAUUCUGACCAAUUUGGACGACGAUGAUCGCCCAUACUUCAAUGCUCUACUCUCCGGCGCCCGCGAACUCAAACCCGCAACUAGGGCACCGACACCGAUGCUUCGCCAAAGAAACGACUUCGUGAUAAAAACUGGUCUUUCGCUCCAGCGCCUAUAUCGACUGCAGCAGGCUCCACGAGAUGUCGAAAGUGUCACAUAUCUCAUCAAGAACCCGCACACGCACGACCUGCUCGUUACCCUCUCCAACAUUAACAAUUCGGAAUGGGAGAUUCUCACAUCUGGCCGCUUUGAUGGCUUCCUGUGGUCUGGCGCAGAUAUUGACGAUCAAGCCGCAACCCCAGGCCUGGAAUCUAGAUCGCAAACACCAGCCAAUGGCUACUUUGGCAGCCGUAGCGUGAUGAGCCCUGGUCCUCGUAGCUCCUCCGCUAUGAGCUCUCGCGGCCCAACUCCGUUUUCGCGUGGAACAACGCCUGCUUCUUUCAUCAGCACCAACUCUACUGGACCGAAUGGUCGACAAGCAGUAUCCAACGACGAAGAGAUGGAAAUGGCUGCCAUUGCCGAGAUGGAGCGCGAAAUCUACCAGGGCAUGGAGAGUCUGGAAGACGCUUUCGAGAGGCUUCACCAGCACGCCGAGGUGGUGCGUACAGCAUUGCGGCAGCGUGGUGCUGGUCUGAUGCAGAGCCUGCAGAGUCGACGAAAAGUAGAUGUUUUGCCAGCGCAAACUCCAACACCGGGAAUCGGACAGGAGCGGCCGUCGUGGGCGCCUAGCAGCGAAGGGGAUGCGCCGAGCGACGACGACUGGUUCGAGGAGUAUGAUAUUAUGCCCGAUGACUCUGCAAGCAACAUCAGCAGCUCACGGCACCGACGACCGAAGCGGCGCACAGAGCGACGGACACCAGCGCCGAUCGAGGAGGACGAGGAGGAGUAG
Molecule: messenger RNA, 1167 nt
Organism: Akanthomyces muscarius
Lineage: Eukaryota; Fungi; Ascomycota; Sordariomycetes; Hypocreales; Cordycipitaceae
Exons: 2
Coding region: 1-1167 (388 amino acids)
Source: RefSeq, a predicted model, not a curated record